Messenger RNA from Gasterosteus aculeatus aculeatus (three-spined stickleback), 1374 nucleotides. RefSeq names its product large ribosomal subunit protein uL23m-like. Gene Ontology annotation, cellular component: mitochondrial large ribosomal subunit; ribosome. Gene Ontology annotation, molecular function: structural constituent of ribosome. Lineage: Eukaryota; Metazoa; Chordata; Actinopteri; Perciformes; Gasterosteidae. Gene Ontology annotation, biological process: mitochondrial translation. The record is from RefSeq and is a predicted model, not a curated record.
CAUGCGCCGUGCGAGUGUCCCCGGAAGUACAUCACUGCACGCGUGAACGUUGACAACCUUACAACUACAAAACAACUAACCUGACAACUGCCCCGUAACACGCCUCCGCAGUGAUGCCAGUAACACGCCUCCUAUACCCUCUCUACCAGUUGGGGAACCCUCAGCUGAGGAUCUUCAGACCCAACUGGUUCCUGACACUAGUGAGGCCCGGAAAAGAGCAGCCUCCGGACACGGUCCAGUUUCGCAUCCCAAUGGAAAUGACCAAGUAUGACGUAAAGAACUACCUGGAGAAGAUCUACGACGUCCCCGUAGGAGCGAUCCGCACCAGGAUCCAGUUUGGCUCCAACAAGAAGAGGAAUCAUCUCCACCAGAAGGUUAAGCAGCCGGACUAUAAAGUAGCCUACGUUCAGCUGGCCCAGGGCCAGACGUUCACCUUCCCAGACAUCUUCCCAGAAAAAGAACUUAAGCACGAGGAGGGUUCUAUGGAGGAGAUGCAGGAGAAGUUCAUGGAGGACGAGAAGCAGAGGCAGAGGCUCGACCCCAGGAGAGGAGGGGUCACGGAGUGGUUCGGACUAUGAGAUGCCCCCCCCCCCCCCCCCGGACCGGGAACACUGGUCGCAUUAUUUGUCGUGGGUGUCUGAUUGGGAGCUUCUAUUUCUGUAAAGAAACCGUUCACAACGGAAGUGCAGUAAAGAAGAAUGUGCGUGUUUGUAGUAAAGAAGAAUGUGCGUGUUUGUGUGUGUGUGUUUGUGAGGCUUUGGUCCAGUAACACGUGCCGCAGGAGGAGGAGGAGAGUGGCCCGGCUCCAUUAAACCAGCCCAACGUGGUCUGGUAGCUGUUUUGACAAAGUAAUGAUCUGUGUUUGAAUCGGGCCACUGGAGGACCGAGCCCUCUUACGGUAAUCGGGGGCCCACGAAGGGGAGGGACCUCUCUCUUGGACCCUCCAUUAUGCUGAAAGGCCAAGGUUACAGUAAGUGUCCCCCAGCCGUGACCACUAAUGCUGCUUGGCUAAUACAAAGGUCCAGUUCCCUGACCUCACCCAGCCAACUCAGCUAUCGCUAAGGAGAAUGUCAAUAUUGAUCGCGUUGGCCCAUUGUCUGCUGCCUGGAAAAAUUCACCCGCCGUGUCGCUCUAAAGCAAUCUGAUUGAGAACUAAACAAGCCUCCUGCUACACCGCCACCCCAUUUCUUUCUGUCUGCCUCAUUCACUUUCUCUCUUUUAUUCCAAUUCUCUCUCUCUCACACUCUCUCGCUUACUCUCUGUUGCUCAGUCCGGACCGCCAGAGAAACAGCUGCUUAACCAACAGAGACCAAAUUCCUGCUCUCACUCUCUCCCCCGGCCUGAACAGGCCUCACAUUAAAGUUGAGAAAUCAA